CGUGGAUCAUAGCUAGCAUUCCCUGAUCAGGGAGAUAGCAAGGCGAUCCUUUACCUGGUUUAUGCCCCCUACCCAGAACGUUACGGCUCGGGAUAAUUAAAACAUCUACCGGUGUCAGGAGGUUUUCCCACUGGAUUUGAAAAUUCAUCCACGAUCCAUGGAUGUAGGAAACGAGGGCGUUACGCGGGUGAGAGAGAGAGAAGAGCACUGUAGAGGAGAGCGGGGUAUGAGAGAGAGAGGGGUCUAGGAGGAGUGGCGAAGUGGACUCUCUCGCUAGUCCUUCAAAUCAGUGACGUUGUCAGGCUCAGCCAAUUGCAAGCCAUCGAUACAGUUGAGUGUGAAGUGAUUCGGCAUUAAUACCGGAUUUGUUUGAAUUCGUCGACCGCUUUAAUAGAAUCACUUGAACUUUGCAAGACAUUUUAAUUUCUUCGCGGUGAGUGACAGCCUUUGGUGUUUGCUGCAAGCGGAGUGUUUACAUACUGUAGUUAUACGUCUAGUUGAAUAAACCCCAGCACGAUCUAUGCCGGGUGUGCCGCGGCCAGUUGAGGGAAGAGGAGGGGGAUAUAGCGGAUUACUGGAUUGGAUACAUUGUCACACUUGUACAAGUGUCGUCUGCUACCUCAAACCGGAUGGAUUGCAUCUCGCCACCGAAUGAAACCAAACGCUAAAAGAGCGUCAGAGCGGUUCCCAGCGCGAGGACACACAGCACGGGCAGCGGCCGGGAUCCUACUUAGGCGGCCUGUAUGGACGGGCAUGGCAUCGCGGUGCUGUCAUAGCCCGCCUCGACACCCGCUAACCACCCUCGUCUUUUUCAUAAGUCUGGCCAUGCUGUCGAGAUCAGAAGGGUUUCCUAGCAGCUCAGGGUGCCAUGUGGACAGGUGUUGGAUGAGCUACCAAAGAGCCACAGAUAUACUUGGUCCACCAGAACCGUUGAAGAACGAUGACCGGUGCAGUGCCCUUAGGACAUACAUGAAUUGUAUCAAGUCAACGGCACGAGGGUGUCAGGGCGAUAUUCGAUUUUAUAGUGUCCGUAAUGGAGUGAAAAAUCAAAUGAAAUCGUAUAAUUGUACGGAGUUUGGGCCGACAGUGGACCCCGAUAAACAUACUCCUGUCCGGCCAACUAUACCGGAGGUGUGUACUUACCAAGGAAAGAAGGUGUACAGACAGUGUGGCCUAUUCGGGGACCCCCACAUCAGGACGUUCUAUGACGAGUACCAAACUUGCAAAGUGAAGGGAGCAUGGCCCCUUGUCAAUAACAAAUACUUAACAGUCCAAGUUACGAACGAUCCCGUGACGGGACACAAUGGAGCUACCGCGACCAGCAAGCUAACUGUGAUAAUCAAAAAGAAGCCCGAAUGUACAUCAGAUAAUUUCCUUAUGUACCAAGCUCAGACGGACUCCCUCCCAGGGUCGUUCUACGACGGCAAGACUCACUACGGCCAGCACAAGAGCGUGGAACUGGUGGAGGUGGAUCCGUUCAAGCACGUGGAGAUUCACAUUCAUUACAUCGAAACUACACUAGUACUGCGACAGAUUGGACGCUAUUUCACAUUCGCCAUUCGAAUGCCCGAGGAAAUUGCAAAUAAUAGUGUUUCGUUUGAUAAUCUACAACUUUGUGUUAGCGGGUGCCCCGAGAGGGAGAGAAUAAACUACCAGGAGUUCCUGGCACUACGGAAGGAUAGGAUUGACUCUCUGUCUGAAAGUGAAAAAUCCUUCAUGUCGAGAGAGCAGGCUGAAGGUAUAUGUCGAGAUUCCAAUGUUGUGGAUUUUUACUUCGACUCGUGUGUGUUUGACCUCAUGACUACGGGGGACAAGAACUUCACUAUGGCGGCUGUGAGCGCCCUGCAGGACGUGGUCAAACUAGACCCAUCAGCGGUCAGGUUCUCGGCCAACAGGACCUCUUUAGACAGAUACGAUGACCAGUAUGGUAAUAGUGGUGUUUCAAGGACUAGGACCCCCAGUGACUAUUCAUUGCUUGUGACAGUGACCGUAUUCCUGUGUAUGUUAUUUUGUCAUGAGCAUGUUCCAGUAUGAGCGAAUGAGCGAGUGUAGACGACUUUCAAGACUAAACCAUUACAUUUCUGGGCUAUUGUGUUCCUGUCUGCGGCAGGGUGGCUCCCAGGGCUGACGUCUCUACUCCUACCAACACCCGGCACUUGAGGGUCACAUCGCUCCCUUGUUGAUUCCAAUGGUGCGGUGUGGGUAUCGUGAUCCAGUCUGACCAUCACACAAUGGACAAGGAUAUGUCGUCGAGGGAGUUGAUAGCAGUAUAAACUUCAGUCUCGUAUUCUCAUUGUAACCUUCUGUGCUCAUAUAUGUCCAGUAGCUGUCCGCCACAAUGGGGAGUGACCAAUGUUUCCCCGCAUUACUUGACAGGGUUUAAGGCCAAGUGUAGCCUGUUAUGUUGAGUCUCGUUACAGUAGUCUUAUCGUAAGGGUAUCUUUAUUGUUCACCUUCAUCAAACCGGAUAUUCUAUUCUGAUGUAAUCCAACUGAAAGCCCACAACCAAAUCUAAUAUGUAAGAAUUGUGAACAUGCUUAGCUUGAUACCAUUGCCAGGAGUGUGGCGGGUUUCCAAUCGUUCAGCGAGGUUAGUGAUAGUUUUGACAUACCACGUGGAAAAUUGUCUAAACCAAAAUGGAAUAUUGAAUUAAAUCUCCCUGGUAUCCCCCCAGGAUUCGACCCCCUCCACUUCUCUCUUGACAGAGCAUCCAGGCACUCAGUCAACACGCAAUGCACUCCCGAUGCGUCUAUUUUUGGCAAGACACAAAAUCAAUCUGAAUGUGAUUAUGUGGUGCCGUGAUCGGUAUUUUUGCAGUUGGAAUUAUUCAUAAAUAUUUUGACCAUCUCUUUUCAAAGAGUUGCCAUUUUCGCUGACGGCAUGCUUCAAAGCAAAAUCUCUUCCUUGAUAUGGGGAUUGUGCGAGGAUGAAGGUGACAAUCGUUAUUUCCGUAACGCUGACGUAAUCGUCAUAUCUGGUAUUGGGGGGAUUGUAUUUUAAAUUCAUUGUGGAUGAGGCGUUGUGAACACGCGGAUGGAGGAAAAUGUAAUGCUGCGUUUUAAUGUUAAAUAUGCCUCAUUCCAUCCCAGUGUCUCUGAAACAAACUUGUCAAAUCCAGGCAUACCCUGUCGGUAUGUUCACGAAUGGACACUUCUUAAAGGAGCCCUCCAUUGGUUUUGUUGUCUCUGACGCGUUAGUUAAGCCAGUUCCGUGUGGUAUCAUGUUGGUCCUAAAUGUUGAAUUUAAAUCUGAUGGUGCACUUCCUGAUGGUGGAAGCAGUCUUGUCAUAUCUGAGCUCAGUUGGUGGUUGUUCAUACAUCAUUGUACCCGUUACGCCAGUGGUGUAUGUAUAUAAUAUAUUAUGUAUGAAUAAGUAAGAUGCGUUGUGACCUCAAACUUGAAUCCUUAAAGGAUCGACACCAAGUACCCCACAUCAAGAACCCCACAUCAUACCUCAGUUAACACAAUCAGUGGGUGAGGGAGGGGCGGGAGGGAGGGAUAUUGUGGCCAGUUUUUACGUGACGUUAUAGACUCGUAUGCACGUUUUGUUAUGGUGCUUAAUAUGAAUAGGCCACCUUAUGAAGUAAUAUUCAUUUGACCUACUUACCUAUACUUGUAAGGAAAUACCUGUUACUGUAACUGUAGCACUGUUAAUCAUACCACAAAUUGAUAGAGGGAUCUCUAUUUCUAGGGUGGCACAGAUUAAGUUCUGAAAGAUUGAAGUACACUGUGUACUAUGAAGGAAAGGUGUAGGGAUGUGUUAUUUGAAAAGGUAUCAGUAAACUUAAACAAAUGUAAACAUUUGAAUUUGAAAAUUGAUUUUGAAAUUAUUACCUUUAUAUGCAUUUUGUCAAAUAUUUACAUUUGUGCAUCAUAUAAAUGGUCUUAUACCAUGACUUGUCCACCACUACAAUACCGCUGACAUCCCUUAAAUGAUAUACAAUCGCUGUGUGAUAAACAUGUAUAUCGUAUGGAUAAGGUUUUGAGUUGAAUGACGGCAACAGACACAUCAGUCUGUGAUACAACACAGCAGUAGACGUAUUGACCGAUUAACCGGCCGCUACAAGCAAUAUAUAAUGUUAUGAAUGGUUGAAGUAUAAGCAGCUUAUUUAUUUGUUAUUUUGUUUGUCUACAGGUUCACGUAAGAAUUGGUCAUGGAGUAUUGGUACACAUUGUGAUAAGGUAGACAAACCGUGCAAAACUCGUCUGUCGGCAAGUCCCAUAAUAUGUAACAGUAGGGCAUUAACCGUGGGGAUCCUCUACUGCUCUUCUGAGUCGGGGUGGGAAAGGGAGGGGAGGGUUUUGUAAAUUAUGUCGGAGUUCUAAUGGUCCGAACUCUUGCCUCGCUAUACACAAGAGGUGGGACUACAAUUUGAAGUAAACACUAUGAAUGUUG
Molecule: messenger RNA, 4396 nt
Organism: Haliotis rubra (blacklip abalone)
Lineage: Eukaryota; Metazoa; Mollusca; Gastropoda; Lepetellida; Haliotidae
Product: repulsive guidance molecule A-like
Exons: 4
Coding region: 652-2034 (460 amino acids)
Biological process (GO): BMP signaling pathway
Cellular component (GO): plasma membrane
Molecular function (GO): coreceptor activity
Source: RefSeq, a predicted model, not a curated record